AUGUCGAUGAAGUACUUUGUUCCGGCACUUGCUGCCGUUGGCGGUGCCUACGCCCAGAGCUCUUGCAGCGUCUCCGGUACUACCACUCUCAACUCUCCCGCUGAUGCCUCGGCUCUUUCUGGCUGCCAAACUUUCUCUGGCUCCAUCGCCAUUGCCACUGGUGUCACUCAGGGCAUCAACAUCCCUGGUGUUAGAAGAAUCACGGGUGACCUUGUCGCAACUAACAACUCUUUGAUCCCUUCCAUCUCGGGUGACAGCCUCCAAGUCAUCGGCGGUGCCUUCAAGCUCGACGAGCUCCAGAUUCUUUCGACUCUGUCGUUCCCCCAGCUCAGCCAGGUUGAUGCUAUCCAAUGGAACGCCCUUGCUGGUCUCCAGCAGCUCUCCUUCACCACUGGUGUCCAGCAGGCCAGCGAGCUCAACAUCCAGAACACUCAGCUCCAGACCCUUGACGGUAUCAACCUUGCUGUUGUCGACACUGUCAUGAUCACCAACAACAACUACUUGAACGACAUCUCCAUGCAGCUUGGUAACAUCACUAACUCGCUCAACAUCGAGUCCAACGGUGGCAACGUCUCUGCCAUCUUCCCCAACCUGAUCUGGGCCAACAACAUGACCUUCCGCAACGUCUCCCAGAUCGCCCUCAACUCGCUUGUCUCCGUUAACGGAUCUCUCGGUUUCUACUCCAACGAGUUCGAGUCGCUGCAGUGCGCCAACCUUACCACUGUCGGUUCCAACAAGGGUGACUUGACCAUCGUCUCCAACCAGAACCUCAACAACGUCUCCUUCCCUCAGUUGAAGAAGGUUGGUGGUGGUUUCUCCAUCCAGAACAACACCGACCUCAUGGUCAUCGACGGUUUCCCUAAGCUUGCCACUAUUACUGGUGCUUUCGAUCUCUACGGUGACUUCACCAACGUUUCUGCUCCUGCUCUUAACGAGGUUGACGGUGCCUUCAACAUCCAGUCCUCUUCCGAGCUCGGUGGUUGCGACGCCUUCCAGAAGCUGAAGUCUGGCUCUCAGAUUCGCGGCAAGUUCUUCUGCAACGGCACUGUCGCUAAGCCUUCCGGUGUUGGCUCCAACCCCAGCGUUACCGGCUCUGGCGGUUCUUCCAAGUCCACCAACACUGGUGCUGCCAACUCCAUGUACAUCCCCACUGCCGCCGCCGGUGUCAUGGGUGUUGUCGCCGCCGUCUUCGGUCUUCUGUAA
Messenger RNA from Aureobasidium musti, 1203 nucleotides. The record is from the annotation of a GenBank genome assembly. Lineage: Eukaryota; Fungi; Ascomycota; Dothideomycetes; Dothideales; Saccotheciaceae.